Trichobilharzia szidati is the source of this 3187-nucleotide messenger RNA. NCBI's taxonomy places the organism in Eukaryota, Metazoa, Platyhelminthes, Trematoda, Strigeidida, Schistosomatidae. The record is from the annotation of a GenBank genome assembly.
AGCUUCCCAUUUGAAUUUGAUGAAUCUCUGCUUGUGCAGCUGGUUGACUUAACUAAUACUGUUUGGUCAGAAAUUAUUUCGUAUUGUGGUUUAUCCAUCGAUGGAGAAUCACCUGUGUCGGCGAAAGCUAUUGAACAUGCAAAUGAUGGGGAAGGCGAAACACAAGAGAAUAAUGACAAUAAUGUUGUCUGUGCUGGGUCAAGUCGGUCUCUGCGUGAAUCUAAUGAUAAACGCCUAGUAAUGAAGGGAUUGAAACCAGAUAAAAAGAAGGAAAGAGAAUAUGCAAGGCAAGAGGAUGUGUUGAUUCCUAAAGGGGGUCGUUUAACUCGUCGAUCUGCACAAAUUGAAAUUAAGGAUAGUAUUGUUGUUCAUGCUAGUGAUAGCGAUAAUGAGGUGACUGUGAGUGGUGAAGAGGAGAAUAAAAGUGAAGGGAAUAUGAUAACAGUGAAAGAAGUGUUCCAAAUUGGUGAAUCGACUGCAGCAGACUUGAGUCUCAAUCCACCCGAAGCGAAGCGUUUUAAAGAUUGUGGAAUCCCUUAUGAAGUGUUUAUUGCGAUAGCUGGAACAUUCGGUUCUACAGAUAAUGCAAAUAAACUUCAACAGAGGUAUGUAGAAAUGAAGGGACGUGCAAAUAAUUCUCAGUUAAAUGAAGAAACGCUGACGUCCUGUCCAAAUAUAGAUAAUCCCUUUGAGGUGCACAAGGCUGUCACCAGUGGUCGACGCAAAGUCCUAUCACGAGCUGAUGCUUUACAUUCAUAUAGGACAUUAUUUUGUCGUCGGUGUUUUAAGUACGACUGUUCUUUGCAUCCGUAUAAGUCCACUCCGUCGAUGUGGAGUCAUCGUUGGCCGAUCGAUACCACGAAAGAUGCCGAAACAAACUCCCCGUAUUGUGGUUCAUGGUGUGUCCGUAAGUCGGUGAACCAUACCGCUGGACAGGACUCAAUGAAUAAUCAUGAUAAUAAUGAUAAUAGCAAUGAUGAUAAUAAAGGCGAAGCAAUACGAGGAACUAGCAACGUGGAAUGGAGUCCUGAAGAAAAAUGUCUAUAUGAAGUAUUAGCUCCAUUGUUUAUCCCCUACGGGCAUCCAUCUUUUAAUUUGUACAACUGGUGUUGUAAAAUGUCGAAAUUACUUGGGACGAAGAAGUGUUCUGAUGUGUUGGCAUAUACAAGUACACAGAAUCUAUCGACACUUCUACUCCCAGAUGCUGGUCAGUUGAGUUCAUUACGUAUACCGGGUACUGGUGAAGUAUGGGGUCGACGGUCAGGUAGUAUAGCGUCGUUAAAUGAUAAUGACUGCACCGGAUCAGGAUCAUGUAGUGGAAGUGUUCAUGAUGAUGGAGGAUUUGGUGAUGAGGUGUUUGUGGCGAAUGAAUCAAGUAGUUCUAAUGUUUUAACAACAAAUCUUCGUAAACGAUCGAAAAAGCGUGUUAAAAAGAGCAUGAAAUUGGAAUUGCCAACUCCUUGUGAAGACGAUGAUGAAGACUCGCAAACGAAUGGUUCUGUUCAAAACGGUUUGAGGAACACUACCACUAGUAAUAAUGAUGGCAAUGCCACCCUACCAAGUGGUUGUCUCGCGCAUCAAUAUCAUCCGUGUGAUCAUCCUGGAGAACGGUGUAAUGAUUUGUGUUCAUGUAAGAAGGCUGGAACAUUUUGUGAGAAAUUUUGUCAAUGUCCACCUGAUUGUACGAAUAGGUUUCCAGGAUGUCGUUGUCGUGGUCAUUGUAACACGAAACUAUGUCCUUGUUUUUUGGCUGUGAGAGAAUGUGAUCCAGACCUGUGUCUGUCAUGUGGGGCACAGGCAUCUUUGGGAUCAUUCACUUCAGUGGAGGAAUUAUUCAAUGUCUUAAGAGUUAGUUCGCCAGUUUUUAAAGGACCAUGUCGAAACGUGGCGAUACAAAGAGGCUUACGGAAGCAUCUGUUGAUGGCACCAUCUGAUGUUUCUGGUUGGGGCAUAUUUAUCAAAGAUGGUGCAGAUAAGAACGAAUUUAUCUAUGAAUAUUGUGGUGAGAUCAUUAGUCAAGACGAAGCUGAUCGACGUGGAAAGAUUUAUGAUAAAACCAUGAGCAGUUUCUUGUUCAAUCUUAAUCGUGAUUUUGUCGUCGAUGCAACGCGAAAGGGUAACAAGAUCCGAUUCGCCAAUCAUUCAGUUAAUCCGAAUUGUUAUGGAAAGGUGGUCAUGGUGAACGGUGAUCAUCGAAUCGGUAUAUUCGCAAAACGUGCUAUUCUCCCUGGAGAAGAACUAUUCUUCGACUAUCGUUAUGGUCCCAUGGAACAGUUGAAAUAUGUUGGGAUUGAAAGAGAUACAGAUGCUCCGAAAACUACUACUACUUCUACUGCUGCUACUAAUACUACUACUGCUAGUAGUAGUAGUGAACUGUAUUUGAUGAUAUCUUGAGGAUGCGGAGUAUGUGAAUGUUAAGGCAGACUAUGUUGGCGUCAAUUGAAUGUCGAGUCGUGGGUGCAUCCUGGUUAUUGACGAGUCCCGAAUUAGACGAGAUGUGUAUCCUGGGUUCUUUCACUGCUUGUCACUAUCCAGCAUAUAUAUAUAUAUUUAUAUAUACAUUAAUCAGAUGGUUGAUUUGUGUCAUCUUUCUUCCUUAUUACAGUUUUCCAUUUUACUAGUGAGUGCUUCAGUUUUACUGUUGUCUAGUUAAAUAGUUUUAAUCUGUCUUAACUAACCGCACCAUCACAUGGGAAAUACCAGCGAGCCUCAGUGGGUUAUUUCUAUUACAUCUGUUGAAUAUAUUUCUGUGUAUUAUCGAAAUUUACUAUUAUCAUUUAUCAUUGUAUUAUUAUUGUUGUUUGCAUUUUCUAUAGUUUUAUAGUUACAGUGAGGUUUCUCCUCUCUUGUUCCACUUUCCAGGGUUGAUUCCAUGUUUAGUUUUUCGUGUGUACUUAUUAACUGUGUGUGGUAUUAUGAGCUGCGUGAGCUGCUGUUACUGUUCAAUAGAUUCGGUCGUUGUUUCAACAUGUUUAGAACUUUUUCUGCUUUAUUUGUUUAUCUAUAAAUAAUAUUAUUAUUCAUUUUCUUUUUGUACAUGUUAACAUGGUAAUUAAAUUAAUGUUAUGCCUUAUCGUAAAUUUGUAUUGUUAUCAUUUGAUGCUGUGUAUUUUAAAGACGAAAGUGAUUUGAGUUAAAGAACUUUUGGAGGACUAGGGAGCACUGAACACUGAACAGUUGUUACUUC